Messenger RNA from Trichobilharzia regenti, 2752 nucleotides. The record is from the annotation of a GenBank genome assembly. Lineage: Eukaryota; Metazoa; Platyhelminthes; Trematoda; Strigeidida; Schistosomatidae.
AUAUAUAUACAUCGGGAAUACAACUACAGAGAUUGUUACUUCUAUUCAUAUUGUGGAUCUUUGUUAUUUUUUAAAUUAAUAAAUCAGCGCUGGAUUUUAUCAAUGACUACUCCAGAUGAUAUUCGAUCACGAAUGUUACACAGAGCUUCUCGACUAAUCAGUGGAAUACGUAAUGAAGAAGCCUGGCAUUUAAUUGGUCUAUUUCAACAAACUCAUCCAAAUACCUUUCUACAAAUAUGUCAUCAUACAUUGGCAUCAUUUCUAGAAUUAACACAUGAUUAUUUUGAUCAAGGUUGGCCAUUAAUGACUCGUUUAAUGAUAUCAAAUCAUAAACGUGCUGAACAUCGUCGAGGACGUUUACGCUCUCAUGCUGCUGCAAUCAGUAGUACAAGUAAAAUUAAUGUACAUGAAGUAUUUGAAUCACCAAUUGGUAGUCCGCUGUUUCUAUCAAAUACUACUGAUCGGUUAACAACAUGCCCAUCUUUAAUAUUGUCUAAUUCAAAAUCAUCAGAUGAUCAAUCGAAAAAGAUGAAAAUAAAAACUGGUAGUAAACGUAUCCUUAAUCAACUUCUACCAUCAAUGUUUCCAUUACCUACCAAUGAUAGUAAUAAUAAUACUGCAACGAAAUCAGCACGUUUUGAUGUAACACCUACAAAACAAUCCAGUCGAUCACAUUCAAAGACAAAAUCCUUCUUUAAACAUGUUCAACCAUUAUUUUCCAAGUCAAUAACGCCUAGUGAAACUGUCAAUCGUCACUGCACCUAUCCACCAGUUAUGCUAAGAUCGCAUUUAUCCCAAUACAAUUGGGAUCUACCAAUGACUACGAAUUGGAUAAAUGAUUAUUCAGCUUAUUGUACACGUUAUUGUAAUGUGGAUUCAAAAAUUUGUGCCACAUUGAUUGAUUAUAUGAUUACAAAUUCAAAAUUAUGCCUAACUGAAGGUGUUUUCCGUAUCCCUGGUAACAGUUUACGUAUCCGUGAAUUAUGGCUGAAAUUACACCAACAUUUCCAAUCACCAUAUCUUCGUGUACCCCAACCAGAACCAGAUUCAGCAGAUGAAAAUCUUUCACCAUACCCAGUAAUUAAUCAAUAUGAAAUCAAUCAAAUACUCGAGAGUUAUUCACCACAUGAUAUAUCAAGUCUUAUUCUACGUUGUUUAACGACAUGUACAGAGUUUCAACGUAUUCAUCAAGUGAUAAAUUUUGAUACAGUUGACACAGUCAGCACUAGUGCUAGUUAUGACACUUCAAGUGAUUAUCAUGAGUGUUCUUUUAAUGAUGGCGAAUAUCAACAAACUGGUGGUUUAAUCCCACUGGAGGCUGGAAAUCUUUUAUUCUUAGCCACUGAAUUACAAUAUCAACUAAAGAUCAAUGAACCGAAUCAAUCACAACCAGAUACAGUGAGCUAUGACGACUGGGUGUAUAUUCUGUGUCAUUCACGUCAACUGCUAGCUUAUCGGAUUGUCUUACAAUUGUUGUUACCAACACCAGAAAGAUUUUUACUCAUGAAUUUAUUACGUCUAUUCAAAGUGAUUGAUGAAUCUAGUUCUAUAUCAAAAAUGACAGCUGAAUGCUUAUCAAGGUGUACAGCAUUUGCUGUGUUUGGUGCUCCUUUAAAAGUUAAACGAUUCACAUCGAAUAAAGAGAAGGCUGGUUGUAAUUUUGAAUCAUAUACUAAUUCGUUAACAAAACGUAUAGAUACUCUGACAAAUUUAAUUCGAAUGGUUCAUCAACUAGAAGAUCUUCCAAUGCUGAUAUAUAAUGCUGUAAGAAAUCGACUUCGAACACAUCUUGGUAAUUCACCGAUACCUAGAACAACUUCACAUAAUAAUAAUAAUAAUAAUCAAAGUAAUACUUUUGCUUCAUCUAUUGAUCGAUGUUGUGAGGAUACAUUGUGUUGUUCAAUGAAUUGUUCUUUAACAUCAAGAAGAGAAUUCAUGAAUACUGCACACCUGAUUCCGUGUGAAUCUAUCACUCAGAUAUGCUCAAAAAAUCAGUAUCACUCAUUGGGAUCAAUAAAAACAGAUCAUUCAAAAACUGGGAAAGAGAAUUUCUCACGUAAAGAUCCAAAUCGUGUGCAUAUUCCACGUACAAAGUCAACUAUUGAUAUCAAUAAAUCUACACCCAUCCACCAUCAGAAAGAUUGUCAGAAAACAAGUCUACUUCAAACAACUCUUACCGUGAACAAUACAAAUCCGACGAAACUGGAUCCAUUUCAGCUAUGGAAACGUCAGAAAUCUGGUCAAGAAAUACGAUCCGCCUACAUUAAUUCUUCUUCAAAUGUUUUCAUCACAAAGUGUGGUUGUAGUCGUGGUGGCGAUGAUCAUGACGAUGAAAAUGAUAAUCUUCCUACGAGUAGAGUACUUAUCAAGUCAAGAAGUAGUUCAUUCUUACAAGAAUCACAAGGAUUCAAUACACAAACAUGGUUACGAAAGUAAAGAGUUAUGCCAUUCUAAAUAUUCUUCAAAAAUAAACAAAUAAACAAAAUACCUGUGAUAGAAAAUAUUGUACACAUUUAUUUCAUUCAAAGUAAUAAUUUCUUAAUAAUUUAUCAAACAUUAAACCUUUUUUUUGUUGUAUAUAACUUGAGGACUAUCUUUAUAAUUUUAUCCAUUUUUAUUUUUGCAUGAAAUUAACUCUGUGUACAGUAUACUUCUUUAUUCUAUUAAAAUAAUAUUACUCAUAAUUAAAUUAACUUUGUAAAGUUAUUAUUUUUAAGGUUCAUAUAUAAAAUAAUCUUUUUCUAAAACAAAA